Molecule: messenger RNA, 4713 nt
Organism: Elephantulus edwardii (Cape elephant shrew)
Lineage: Eukaryota; Metazoa; Chordata; Mammalia; Macroscelidea; Macroscelididae
Gene: ARHGEF40
Product: Rho guanine nucleotide exchange factor (GEF) 40
Exons: 23
Coding region: 1-4713 (1570 amino acids)
Molecular function (GO): guanyl-nucleotide exchange factor activity
Source: RefSeq, a predicted model, not a curated record
AUGGGUGAUGAUGGCGGCAGCCCAAAUAAGGCACAGUCCACGAGCCACCUCACCCCCGACCCCAGGUCAGUGUGCCUGAGCACCCAGCAGUGCCUGGACUCACUGGUGCACAUGAGCCAGUGUCGCAGCAGCCACUGCUCGCUGCCAUCCUGCCAGAAGAUGAAGCAGGAGCCCGAGCCAGUGGAGGAUUGUGUGCAGAGCACACUCGCUGCCCUGUAUCCACCCUUUGAGGCAACAGCCCCCACUCUCUUGGGCCAAGUGUUCCAGGUGGUCGAGAGGACUUAUCGAGAAGAUGCACUGAGGUAUACGCUGGACUUCCUGGUGCCCGCCAAGCACCUGCUUGCCAAGGUCCAGCAGGAAGCCUGUGCCCAGUACAGUGGUUUCCUCUUCUUCCAUGAAGGCUGGCCUCUCUGCCUGCAUGAGCAAGUGGUGGUACAGCUAGCAGCCCUCCCCUGGCAGCUGCUGCGCCCAGGAGACUUCUACCUGCAAGUGGUGCCCUCAGCAGCCCAAGCACCCCGCCUGGCACUCAAGUGCUUGGCCCCAGGGGGUGGGCGGGUGCAGGAGCUGCCGGUGCCCAAUGAGGCUUGUGGCUACCUGUUCACACCCGAAUGGCUACAAGGCAUCAACAAGGACCGGCCCACAAGUCGCCUCACUACCUGUCUCCUGUCAGCACCCUCUGGGAUUCAGCGGCUGCCCUGGGCUGAGCUCAUCUGCCCACGAUUUGUGCACAAAGAGGGUCUCAUGGUUGGACAUCAGCCAAGUACAGUGCCCCCAGAACUGCCCCCUGAAACCCCAGGACUCCCCAGCCCUCCACUCCCUGAGGAGGCCCUGGGCACCCGGAGUCCUGGGGAUGGGCACAACGCCCCUGCUGAAGGACCUGAGGGGGAGUACGUGGAACUGUUAGAAGUGACACUGCCCAUGAGAGGGAACCCCACAGAUACUGAGGGCUCCUCUGGCCUCUCCAGAACUCGGACAGUACCCACCCGAAAGGGACCUGGAGGGAAGGGCCGACACCGGAGACACCGGGCAUGGAUGCACCAGAAAGCCCUGGGGCCACGGGACCAGGAUGGGGCACGCCCACCUGGAGAAGGAAGCAGUACUAGUGCCAGUCCUGGAUCUCCCCUAGAGGCUGAGGCUCUCUCAGAGUCAGCAGUCCUGGAGGGGUCUGAGAUCCCAGCACGACCACUAGGGGAAGCUUCUGAAUGUUGCCUUCUGAGGCCAGGGGAAGUUGGGGCAGGGUCAAGUCAAGGGGCUGAGGGACCUCCUGGUACCCCACGGAGAAUGGGUAAAGGAAAUAGGAGAAAGAAGAGGGCUGCAGGCAGAGGGGCACUUAACCGAGGAGCAGACAGUGCCCCACUAAGCCCUGCAGAGAAAGAAGAGAGCAGUCACCAGGAAACCCUUGUCAGUCUGCCCUCACCAAACGAGCAAGAGCUUCCAGAAUGCAGCUUGGUUAAGGCGGAACAAGAAGACCCAAGGAAGCCCAAGUUGGAGCCAAAAGAGGAGCUGAAACCAAUAGAGGAAAAGGAGGCUUGCCCCCCAGAAAUCUGUAAACCUCAAGAAGAGGCAGCACAGGAGACAGAGCAGGAGAGGCCAAGCCUCGUGUGUGCAGCAGGGCCUUCAAGUCCAGAGGGGCUUCUGGCUGACCCAUCCCUGGAAACUAUGCAUGAAUUCAAAGUGGACAGUGUCUCAGAAGAAACACCUCCAGUCACCAUCUCUGAUGACCUUGAUGUACCUUGGGACUUGAUGGCAUCUGGAUUCCUCAUCCUAACUGGAGGGGUGGACCAGAGUGGGCGAGCUCUGCUGACCAUUACCCCAUCGUGCCCUCCUGAGGAGCCCCCACCCUCCCGAGCCAUGCUGAGCACUGCUCUUCAUUACCUUCACUCACUGCUCAGGCCUGAUCUACAGAUACUGGGACUAUCUGUGCUCCUGGACCUUCGCAAGGCAUCCCUCCUGCCUCCAGGGCUCAUUCCUGCUCUGAAUCAACUUCAGGACUCAGGAGACCCUCCCAUCAUUCAGCGACUGCUGAUUCUCAUUCAUAAUGACCUUCCAGCUGAUCACAGUGGAUUUCAGGGGGCUGAGUUGCUCUCAGGAAAUGACCUGAAAAGAGUGGCCAAGCCAGAGGAGCUUCCACGGAGCUUGGGAGGCCACAGAGACACCUCUCCCAGUCACUGGGUAGAGAUUCAUCAGGAAGUGGCAAGGCUGUGUCACCUAUGCCAAGGUGUGCUGGGCUCUAUACGACAAGCCAUUGAGGAGCUGGAGGGAGCAGCCAAGUCAAAGGGAGAAGAGGCAGUGGGAAUGCCUGAGCCCUUGCAGAAGGUGCUGGCAGAUCCCCGACUGAUGGCACUGCAGAGGGAUGGGGGGUCCAUCCUGAUGAGGCUACGCUCCACUCACAGUAGCAAGCUGGAGGGUCCAGGCCCAACCACACUGUAUCAGGAGGUGGACGAAGCCAUUCACCAGCUUGUGCGUCUCUCAAACCUGCACGUGCAGCAGCAGGAACAGCAGCAGCGCCUCCAGCGACUCAAGCAGGUACUGCAGUGGCUGUCAGGCCCAGGAGAAGAGCAGCUGGCAAGCUUUGCUGUGCCUGGAGACUCUCUGUCUGCCCUGCAGGAGACAGAACUUCGAUUCCGGGCUUUCAGUACUGAGGUUCAGGAGCGCCUGACCCAAGCAAGGGAGGCCCUGUCCCUGGAGGAGGAUGCAGCCUCCCAGAAGGUCUUGGAUAUCUUUGAGCAGCGGCUGGAGCAGGUUGAGAGUGGCCUCCAUCGGGCCCUUCGGCUCCAGCGCUUCUUCCAGCAGGCACACGAGUGGGUGGAUGAAGGUUCUGCUCGCCUCGCUGGAGCUGGGCCAGGGCGGGAGGCCGUGCUGGCAGCCCUAGCCCUGCGGCGGACCCCAGAGCCCAGUGCUGGCACCUUCCAAGAGAUGCGGGCCCUGGCCCUGGACCUGGGCAGCCCAGCAGCACUGCGAGAGUGGGGCCGGUGCCGGGCCCGCUGCCAAGAGCUGGAGAAGAAAAUUCAGCAACAGCUGGGAGAGGAGGCAAGUCCUCGGAGCCAUCGGCGAAGACGGGCAGACAGCACCAGCAGUGGAGUAGCCCAAAGGGGCCACCACAGUCCCUCACCCAGCCUCACCUCCCUGCUGCUCUCCAGCAGCCCAGGGCCAAGGGCAGCCCCAUCACACUGCUCCCUGGCCCCCUGUGGGGAGGACUUUGAGGAGGAGGGCAUUGAAUUGGCUUCAGAAGCAGAGGGCAGGCCCCCGAGGGCCGUGUUGAUCCGAGGCCUAGAGGUCACCAGCACCGAAGUGGUAGACAGAACAUGCUCACCACGGGAACACGUGCUGCUGGGCCGGGCCGGGGGACCAGAAGGGCCCUGGGGAGUUGGCACCCCUCGAAUGGAGCGCAAGAGAAGCAUCAGCGCCCAGCAGCGUCUGGUAUCUGAGCUGAUUGCCUGUGAACAGGAGUACGUGACCAUCUUGAGUGAACCAGUGCCACCUCCUGGGCUUGAGCUGACCCCUGAGCUUCGGGGUACCUGGGCUGCUGCCCUAAGUGCCCGGGAGAGGCUUCGUAGCUUCCACCGGACACAUUUUCUGCGGGAGCUUCAGGGCUGUGCCACUCAUCCUCUGCGCAUUGGGGCCUGCUUCCUUCGUCACGGGGACCAGUUCAGUCUGUAUGCCCAGUACGUAAAACAUCGGCACAAAUUAGAGAAUGGCCUGGCUGUACUCAGUCCUCCCACCAAGGGCUCCAUGGAGGGCGGCCCCCACCUACCCCGGGCCCUGCAGCAGCCUCUGGAGCAGCUGGCUCGGUAUGUGCGGCUUCUGGAGGAGCUCCUGAGGGAAGCUGGGCCUGAGCCAAGUUCUGAGCGCCAGGCCCUUGGAGCUGCCGCACAGCUGCUCCAGGAACAAGAAGCCCGAGGCAGAGACCUGUUGGCCGUGGAGGCAGUUCGUGGCUGCGAGAUAGAUUUGAAGGAGCAGGGACAACUUCUGCAUCGGGACCCUUUCACAGUCAUCUGUGGCAGAAAGAAGUGCCUUCGCCAUGUCUUCCUCUUCGAGCAUCUCCUCCUCUUCAGCAAGCUCAAGAGCACUGAGGGAGGGUCAGAGACCUUUGUUUACAAGCAGGCCUUUAAGACUGCUGACAUGGGGCUGACGGAGAACAUUGGAGACAGCGGGCUCUGCUUCGAGCUGUGGUUUCGGCGGCGGCGGGCACGAGAGGCAUAUACACUGCAGGCAGCCUCACCAGAGGUCAAACUCAAGUGGACAAGUUCUAUUGCUCAGCUGCUGUGGAGACAGGCGGCCCACAACAAGGAGCUCCGAGUUCAGCAGAUGGUCUCCAUGGGCAUUGGGAAUAAACCCUUCCUGGACAUCAAAGCCCUUGGGGAGCGGACAUUGAGUGCUCUGCUCACCGGAAGAGCCGCCCGAACCCGGGCCUCCGUGGCCGUGUCAUCUUUUGAGCAUGCCGGCCCCUCCGUUCCCGGCCUCUCGCCGGGCGCCUGCUCCCUGCCUGCCCGCGUCGAGGAGGAGGCCUGGGAUCUGGACGUCAAGCAAAUUUCCCUGGCCCCAGAAACACUUGACUCUUCUGGAGAUGUGUCCCCAGGACCAAGAAACAGCCCCAGCCAGCAAACCCCCUACCCUGGGAGGAGCACUCCCACCCUGACCAGUGGAGGGAUCUUAGGGUUAUCCCAACAGAGUCAUGCCCGAACCAUGAGUGACCCCACCACUCCUCUCUGA